AUGGGUAGAUUAGUCACAAUACCAAUGAUGUGUUCAUGUAAAACAAAUUUAAAAGAAUACGUAUGUAAACAUUUUGUUGGAGUGAUGAUGAUUUAUUUCAAUUACCAUAUUGUAUCUGAUCCACCCAAACUAGAAGAACUAGAAGAUUUGGGAAAAAGACGUGGAUAUCCACAGAAGGCGACUCUUGCAUUGAGUCAUUCGCGUUGUGAAAAUGGUGAUUUAUACCUAUUAUUUCUAUAUUUUUAUGAUAACAUAUUUUGA
Messenger RNA from Didymodactylos carnosus, 261 nucleotides. The record is from the annotation of a GenBank genome assembly. NCBI's taxonomy places the organism in Eukaryota, Metazoa, Rotifera, Eurotatoria, Philodinida, Philodinidae.